Messenger RNA from Priceomyces carsonii, 984 nucleotides. RefSeq lists its product as uncharacterized. Lineage: Eukaryota; Fungi; Ascomycota; Pichiomycetes; Serinales; Debaryomycetaceae. The transcript has a single exon. The record is from RefSeq and is a predicted model, not a curated record. Gene Ontology annotation, molecular function: aldose reductase (NADPH) activity. Gene Ontology annotation, cellular component: cytosol. Bases 1 to 984 code for a protein of 327 amino acids.
AUGUCCUCUCAAACCAUCAGAAUGGCGUCUGGAUAUAACUUCCCUUUAGUUGGUCUUGGAUUGUGGAAAGUACCGAGAGAUAAAACCGCCGAUCUUGUAUAUAAAGCAAUAAAGAGUGGAUACAGACAUUUCGACAGUGCUUACGAUUAUCACAAUGAAAAGGAAGCAGGUGAAGGAAUUAGAAAUGCAAUAGAAGAUGAUCUUGUAACAAGAGAGGAUAUAUUUAUCACCACAAAACUCUGGAACAACUACCAUGCGAAAGAUCACGCAUUAAAAAUGGCUAAAUAUCAGAAUGACACAUGGGGGUUGGGGUAUAUUGAUUUAUAUUUGAUUCAUUUCCCCAUUGCAUUAAAGUAUGUCAAUCCAAAAGAAAUUGAGUUCCCAUCCUGGUGGUGCGAUAAGAAUAGAAGUUUAGUUGAAACAGAGAGGGUCCCAAUGAGAGAAACCUGGGAAGCGCUCGAAUCCUUAGUCGACCUUGGAAUUGUGAGAUCAAUUGGUGUAUCAAAUUGUCUGGCUCAGACUAUUUAUGAUAUUCAAACUUAUAAUAGAUAUCCAAUUUCCUCCCUCCAAAUUGAACACCAUCCGUACUUAGUACAGCCCAAUUUAAUCAAAUUUGCUCAGGAAAAAAAUAUAUCUGUUGUUGGGUACUCCUCAUUUGGGCCACAAUCUUUCUUAGGGUUACCCGAAAAGUUUUCCGAAAGAGCCAAGAAUGUGACAAAUUUAUUUUCAAAUGAAGUUAUCGUGUCAAUUGCUGCUAAACAUAACAGGUCUCCUGCUCAAAUAUUAUUACGGUGGGCCACUCAAAAUAAUAUAGCAGUGAUCCCGAAUGCUCUGAUCAAGACUUAUUUGGAGCAAAAUAUAUGCUUGGAUUUCGAUUUGACUGAAAAGGAAAUUGAACUCAUCAAUAAUUUGGACCUUAAUUUAAGGUUCAACGACCCUGGGUUCUUCUUGAAGGAUCAAUAUGCAUUAAAUCUUUUUGAGUAG